Molecule: messenger RNA, 3615 nt
Organism: [Candida] anglica
Lineage: Eukaryota; Fungi; Ascomycota; Pichiomycetes; Serinales; Debaryomycetaceae
Source: the annotation of a GenBank genome assembly
GGAUCUCUCACUUGGUGAGGAAGGGCUCGAAUAUCUGUAAAUUGUUGUUUUAGCAAAGUUCGAGUCAUCGAUUGCUUAUUGUUCAAUAAAUUAUUUUUAAACGUACCUGGGCCCACCCAAUUUCCAACUAAUCUCAUAUUACCCAGACAUGUCCACAGAAAGUGAGAGGAAGAGGAGAAGAAGGCAAAGACAAACGUUAGUUUGUGAGUUUUGCCGCAAAAGAAAGGUCAAAUGUGAUAAAGGCAACCCAUGUUCAACAUGUAGAAAAUACAAAAACACCGACUGUCUGUAUGCAGAAACUGGAAUCAACGGGUUAUCAAAUGGGAACGAAGGUAUGAUUCACGUAAUGAACAUAAAUUCAGGAGCACCUCCCAUUCCAGGCUCCCAGAUGACUGCGCCAUAUAUGUCCGCAGAUUCAACCGGCGAAUCCGUACUGGUGGCAAACUCAAUUGAACCACCACAAUACUCAACCCAAUCAUCAGUGGCGACUAAAUCUGACCUUGAGAUGGAAUUGGAAAGACUUAAGGAAAAAAUUAAGAAUAUUGAAGAAUCUGUCACGUCUUAUGAAAAACCGUUAACACCACAUUCAAACAGUACAGCAUCCCUCCCCAAAAAGGAAGAUGGGUCUUCGACAACAUCUAAUCGUUCAUCUAUUGCUACUUUUAUGGGGGGAACUGGGAACUCGAUAAGUCCUUCCAUGAGUAAUUCUGGACCUAGUCCGAAAUCUUUAUUUGCCACUGGGCAUUCUCUUACUCAAAAUUCAUUACCUCCAGUUCCACCCUUAAUUCCAGCACCGAUUUCAUCUUCAGCUCCUACAAAGACUUACCCGGGUGCUUCCACAACUAAUAAUCAAGGUCCAAACGCAACUCAAGUUCCUGGUCCAGCUCAAGCACCAUCUCCCUUUGCGCCAAUACUGAGAGGAUUUACUUCACUCCCACCUCCAUUUACAGUUCCACCAACUCUGCAAAUGCCAAAUUGUAAAUUUAAUUCACUUCUUGGUCAUAACCCGGUUGCAUCUGAAUAUGACACAAUAAAUUUUUAUUCUGGAUAUACUUCAAUCUACGAUAAGGAACCAAUGCGCCGAGCAAAUUCAGGUCCAUUGUCUUGGUUAUCUUUAAUGAGGAAAGAUGAAGGUUUAAGUUUAUUUAUGGAUUUCUUACAAUCACGAAAAAAAUUUCAAGAAGAGAAAAUGAAAGUAUUUUUACCUGGCCCCAAUGCUAAUACAACUGAAAAGAGAUUUGGAGAAGCAGCUAGUGAAUCAUUUGGAUUAAAUGAUAUAAAAUUAUACAAGAAUUCGAAAGAAGAAGUAGUCAAACCUUCUAAGGUUCAAAUCUUAUCCAAACCUUUAUAUAAAGAAGAAGCAGCAGAAGCGAAAUCCAAGUUUAAUGAAAGAGCAACAUCAUUAGGACUCAGCUUUUAUGCUGGACAAUUAGAAGAUGAAAUGGCAUUAUUGGAAGUAAUUGAAUUGAUUUUACCUCCCGAGAGUGUUAUUUGGCUUUUGAUCGAAAGAUUUUUCAGUCAUAUGUACCCAUUUUUCCCAAUUAUCGAUGAAGAAUAUUUCCGUAGAGAUAUUAGUAAAAUUAUAGGACCUGAAGGAUAUGAUAAUAGAAAGAAAGUCAAACUUACAAUUGAGAAGAAAUUGGAUUUUGCAACCUUAGGAUUAUUAUUACUCAUGUUAAGAUUUGGAUAUUUAACAUUACUUACAACCAUUGACUCAGUGAAUGAUAAAAAUUUACAUUCUACAGAUCCAUCCCCGCAAGCUCAAAGACUCAAGUUUUUGCUUAGUAACCCGAUAAAUAUAGAUACAGUUGAUGCAGCCCAAAAUUGUCUAAAUCAGUUCAAUUUGCUUCGAAGGGUUAAUAUGGCAGUCAUGCAACUUGCUUUUUUUACAAGAUGUUACCAUAUGUACGCCCCGGAAGAUGGUGAUGGGGCAGAUGGAGGUGACUCUCAAGUGUUUACUGCAACACUUGUUCAAAUGGCGCUCUCGCUUGGAUUAAAUAGGGAACCAGAUAAUUUCCCAGAUGUCUGUAAUGACGAAAAGAUGAAUAAUAUUGGUAGAAAGACUUGGUACCUUCUUCUUAUUUUGGAUAUGAAUAAUGCAAUGUCAUUGGGGUCACCUCUUAAUAUUCAUAGAUCUAUGUUUGAUACGAAGUUUCCAUUCUACAAGAAGGGAAAUGAAAAUAUUUUGGAUGUUGAUUUGGAAAUGAAAGUUUUAAGUACAACUUUUCCAAGAAUUGAUCGUAUAUAUGAUCCAAUGUCAGAUAUAAUUCAACAGGUUUUGAAUGUUAAUGGAGAUAUCAAUAUGGCCUCCUUAGCGCAAAAACUUAAUUUUAUGGAGAUGUAUUUUAUCCAAGAGUAUGGACGAUUGAGAUCUUAUUUUGCAGAGAAUGAAGAAUGUGAAAAUGAACCAAGUUUCCUUAAAACGAUAAAGAUGAAAAUUUAUUUUAGUUCAAAUUUCUUUUUGGUCUCGCUUUUCUUUCAUUUCUUUUGUUAUUAUGAAAAGAAGAAGAACAUUGAAUAUGCUUUUUACUAUUUGAAGAAAAUCUUUGUCAUUACGCAUGGUGACCUCAUGCCAUACUAUUUUGAACUAUUAGAAAACAAUCCCAAAGUAUUUAGGGAUUCCACAGAUUUGAUUGUUACACCUGGUUUCGAAUUGGUUAUUCAAAAGUCAAAUAUAGUUAAUUCUGCAAUUUUAAUCCGAAUUAGAUCAUGGCUUCUUUCUCUUCGUUGGAGUGAAAACCAUGAUAAGUUAUUACUUUCUAGCCAAGAAUACCGAGACCUCUUUAUGAAACUCACAAAAUUGGACCAACUACUUCAAAGAUGUAAUAAGGUCUUUCAAGAAGCCGCAGCCAGACUAAGUAAGAGGUAUUAUUACGCCUGGAGACAAGUAAAGGCAGGUGCAUUUGUUUUUGAUAUUCUUAAGGGAACCGAAUUCUACAGAGUUGCUCAAGACCGGAUGAAAUCGUUUGAUGCGAAGUUUUCACAAUCCAUGUUAGAUGAUAUGAUAUCAUUAUUCGAAGAAGCAUUAAGUAGAGUUCCUCACCAUCAACAUCAUCAUAAGAAGGAAUCUAAAAAGGCUGCUGGUACGACUCCUCUAGGAGCAACUGAACCACCAGCAUUUACUCAAGAUAAAGAUACACUGCUUAACACACCCACUGGUUCUACAAGCUCUACUGAUUAUAUGUUCACAGACAUGGGGACCACGGGAGAACUGAUCGACAAUAUUUGGUUACAAAUGCUUUCGAUUAAAAGAGACAACAAUCCACCAACUAAUAGUAACUUUUCCAUGACCGAUGGUUUCAAAUCGGCGCAUACACCAUCAUUUGAUGCUGGAAGUACUAUGAAUUUCCAGGAUGGUAACAAUAAUAUACCUGCUGGGUUCGAAACUGGUGACCUCGCAUAUGACACAUUAAGAAACACAUUCGAAAUUUUUGACGGUUUAUCAUUUGACGAUCUAUUCAGGAAAUAAGACGUCCUUGGUAUUGCCAUGUAAAUAGCUCUGUACAUAUACAUUAUGCCAUUAUAAAAUUAUAUAUAUGUAUACAUAUAUAUAUAUAUAUAUAUAUAUAUAAACUAUGCCCAUAUAAAUAAAAACUUAGCAAACUGUAUUUAGAU